Molecule: messenger RNA, 423 nt
Organism: Clonostachys solani
Lineage: Eukaryota; Fungi; Ascomycota; Sordariomycetes; Hypocreales; Bionectriaceae
Source: the annotation of a GenBank genome assembly
AUGUCUCAAUCAAAUAGCCCACUACCCCACUUUGACGAGCACGUGGAUCACAUCUCAACUUUCGGUGCUGGAGACCAGUUCGCCCUCUCACCCCUGCCACCAUCUCGCCAUAACCUCCCCUCACCAUCUCAUCAAGAUCCCCCCAACCAGCUCAUGUCCGCCUUGCCAUCUGAGGAGGGCGUGGCGAGAAAUGGCAAACUGUUGACGUCGGACCGCGAUACAUUCGAGAGUAACCAAUUCGAUAAUGAUCCAAUUCUUCUCAGGGGCAGCGGCCUAUGGGAUGGAGCAGAUCACCAGUUUCAACCACACGAACUGCAGCGACCAAGAGCGGUAUCUGUUGAGGGCAACAUCGUCCGGGGUACUACUGUUCUCAUUGUGGGCCAUCAGACCUCCAAGGAUCUCAGAUCAAAAUGGCUGAAGUGA